Molecule: messenger RNA, 486 nt
Organism: Onychomys torridus (southern grasshopper mouse)
Lineage: Eukaryota; Metazoa; Chordata; Mammalia; Rodentia; Cricetidae
Gene: Fam167b
Product: family with sequence similarity 167 member B
Exons: 2
Coding region: 1-486 (161 amino acids)
Source: RefSeq, a predicted model, not a curated record
AUGUCCCUAGAGCCACUGAAGUUCCAGGCAGUGGGCGAGGAUGAAGAAGAUGAGGAGGAGAGCUUAGACUCUGUGAAGGCACUGACAGCCAAGCUUCAGCUGCAGACCCGACGACCCUCAUACCUGGAGUGGACUGCCAGGGUCCAGAGCCCGGCCUGGUGCAGAGCCCAACCCAGACCUGAGCUGGAGAGACCUGGAGCCAUCUGUGGCUUUGAUUCCAUUGAUUCUGCGCUUCAGUGGCUCCGAAGGGAGCUGCAGGAAAUGCGUGCUCAGGACCGGCAGCUGGCAGGUCAACUGUUGAGGCUGCGGGCUCAGCUGCACCUACUGAAAGUGGACCAAGCCUGUCACCUGCACCAGGAGCUACUGGAUGAGGCGGAGCUGGAGCUGGAGCUGGAGUCUGGGACUGGCCUGGCUCUGGCCCCGCCACUGCGGCAUCUGGGGCUCACACGCAUGAACAUCAGUGCCAGGCGCUUCACCCUCUGCUGA